This is a messenger RNA of Brassicogethes aeneus, 2593 nucleotides long. Lineage: Eukaryota; Metazoa; Arthropoda; Insecta; Coleoptera; Nitidulidae. The record is from the annotation of a GenBank genome assembly.
CGCAUGUCCGACGCCAAAGACACCAUUUUCUUCUCGAGAACCACUUCGCUUUCGCACUCAUUCCGCCGUUGCUCCAGUUUAUAAAACGUAGUAAAUCAGUUAACAAAAGUCUAGUCAAGUCAGUUAAGGUUCUUUCAUAAUGAGUGCAGAAAGCGGUUGUGCUUCAUUGAACAUGGAAAAGAGUUCGGUUAUCCUUUUGGAUGUGGCCGGCACCACUACUUCAAUCAACUUCGUAAAGGAUGUGCUUUUCAAAUACGUCACCGACAACGUGGCCGAGUACUUGAAAGAAAAAUGGGACGAGGAGUCUGUCAAAGAGGCUGUCAAAAAAAUCAAAGACGAAGAUUUGGAACUCGAAGCGGCCGUCAAAGCUGUCAAAGAAAUGACAGAUGGCAACACCUCCAACCACGGUGUCAAAACCAUCCAGACCAUGAUGUACGAAAAGGGGUACGAAAAUGGUGGCAUCAAAACACACAUUUUUGACGAGGUGGCUUCCUGCGUGGAAACCUGGUCGAAAACGCACAAGCUGGCAACGUACUCUGUCGGCACCUGCGCCGCCCAGAAGCUUUUGUUUUCUCACACCGUCAGUGGCGACCUAACCUCGUUCAUCGCGAACUAUUUCGACCAGUCCGUCGUGGGCGAGAAGACCAAGAAGGAGUCGUACGAAAAGAUCGCCAAGGAGUUGGAGGUUAAAUGCGAGGAGAUCGUUUUCGUCAGCGACAACGUCGACGAGGUAAAGGCGGCCAAAGAGGCCGGCCUCGUUGCCGCCGUCAUCGAGAGAGACGGCAACGCAGCGCUCAGCGACGAGGUCAAGAAGGAGCAGGUGGUUUUGACUUCCUUCAAGGAUUUGACGUUCGAAAAUCCCGCCAAGAGAAAAAUCGAAGACGAACCGGCCGCUUCAGAGGCUCCUCCCACAAAAGUGGCAAAGACCGAAACCGCUGAGGAAAAAAUCGAAGCCGAACAGAAGGUGGAAAAAGAAAACGUAGAGAAAAAAGCAGCCGAAAAGAAGGAAGAAGUGGAAUCGAUGGAAGUCGAUUCUGCAACCGAAACACCAGAAACGAAGAAAAAAGAAGAAACGCCGGCAGCAACUGAAGAGAAACCGGCCGAAGCCGAAAAACCCGCCCCGAAGAAAGAAGAAGAAAAGAAGGAAAAAGAAGAAGAGAAGAAGGUAGCGGAAAAAGCCGACGACGAAAAGACUGAAGAGAAAAAAACCGAAGAAACGAAAAAAGCGGAAGAAAAGACUGAAGCGACCAAAACCGAAGAAACCGCCGCCACUGCCAUGGAAACGGCCGAAAUAGAGGAAACGAAGAAAGAAGAAGAAACAAAAAAAGAAGAAGCAAAAAAAACGGUGCCAGAAGAGAAGAAAGUAACGGAAGAAAAGAAAGUAGAAACUGAAGAAAAGAAAGUGGAAAAAGAAGAAAAGAAAGUGGAAAAAGAAGAAAAGAAAGUUGAAACAGAAGAGAAGAAAGUAGAAACGGAAGAGAAGAAAGUAGAAAAAGAAGAAAAGAAAGUGGAAAAAGAAGAAAAGAAAGUGGAAAAAGAAGAAAAGAAAGUGGAAACGGAAGAGAAGAAAGCAGAGGAAGUGGAAGUGGCGGAGGAAGCGAAGGAAGAGAAGAAAGAGGAAGAAGAGAAGAAAACCGAAGAAACGAAAGAAAACGGAACAAAAGCGGUUGAAGUUGAAGAAAAAGAGAAUAAAAGUGAGCUGGCGAACGGGGUUGAAAACGGCAACGUCGCAGCUGAGGAGAAACAAAAUGGGGAGGAGAAGAAGGAGGAAGAAGCAAAAAAAGAGGAGGAAAGUGAGAUUAAAGUGAAGAAACUGGAGGAAGCAGUCGAAAGCACACCUGUCGCUGUGGAAGUUUAAAAAACACACUGCCCCCAGAUGUAUUUAUAUAUUAUACGUGUAACAGGUAGUGUUCAUUUUUUUUUACUUUUUUAAUUUAUUACUUGAACCGUCGAGAUCCGUCUGUCGCUUUUCGGUUGUUUUUUUACUACGACAUAACCUUAUUUUAACCUUAAAAUAAGUCUGCUGCCCGGUUUGGUUUUUAUUGUUUCGUUUCGACAACUGAAUGUGAUUCUAUACUAAUUAAUAAAUGUUCCUGUUUUUGUGAAAUUUCGCGCAUAAUUUUUAACGUUGUGCCAAGGAUUGAAAAUUCAUUUGAAAAGACUGCUGAAAUCUGAAGACUGUUAUAAUAUCUCAUUUUUGCGACUUUCGACCCCAGUAUUAUACACUAAAUUAAACCAAAAAAAUACUCUCUCCUAAGUCUUAAGUCUUGUAUGUGAAGUAGUGAGCUUUUAAAAAUAUUUUUACGUUUUUAACCGAACAUUCCUUUUAAGUUGUGUACGUCUACUAUUUUAUUAGUUUUAAACAUUUAAGUUCCACAUUUCAGCUCAUAAAAUGUGAUAUUUCUAAAUUGGGAUGCUACAACUUUUUUCGAUCAAACGAAAACGGUAAAAUACGAUAGAUAAGUUGAAAUUUUACUCUUGUGGACUUGUUGUUUAUUUAUUUUUUUAUUAUUUUGUAUAAUGCGCGGCAACACUGUACGGCCGCCAUCAUUGUAUACGUUAAUUAGCACAUAAUAAAUUUUGUAGUGUUCUA